GUACACUGUACAGCAACAGGAUGCUUACUCGUAUAGGUAUUUCAUUUUGCUGGGAUACAUUUUGAGCUUGCAUCUACCAAUCCUAAGGAAAGAUUUACAUCAUAUAGGUAGGUAGGUGGGCAGUGGGUAAGUACCUACCUACGUAAUGGUUCGUGUGCGUACUAUGUACGAGGGUAGUAAUGCCAUUGAUGAGUGGCUGUAGGUAGUAAUAGGUAUGUAGGGCUAAUGCUAGGGCCAGGGCCAGGGGACGGUCGACGCGAAAAUCUCCUGUUGCUUCGAAUUUCAACUUCGAGUUACAUACACGGGUGUAUAUUAUAUUGAUUGUGCGCACGCAGCUUACGUUAGUAAACUAGACAAAAAUAAACAACAAAUGAAUAUUAUAUGUACGUAUAGUAGCCUACUCGUACACGGUGCGAUGCACGAUAUACGAUGUACGAUGUACGAUGUACGAAGCAAAGCAAGUUGGACGAAUACGAAUAGCAAUAUAGCAGACAGUAUACGAGCACUAUGUAGUAGACUGUAGUGCGUUAGCACGUUAACGUUAUGUAGGUAUUAGUUGUAGUUUGACCGAGUACGAGUAGUGCUUUCGCUUCGCUUCGCCAUCGCUUGGCUCGGCUCUGCUUGGCUUUGCCGGAUCGCCAAUAAACGCGCGGCGACACGAUACGACGUUUAGCGUUUUCAUUUUCGCAUAUAUCUACUACACGUGUUAAUACGCAUCGUAACCUGUGUACUACUCGUAUUGGCACUUAGCAGUACGUAUAUCGUGUGUAUCGUAUACCUAUAUCUACGUGUAUAAAUCGUGUGCGAUAAUAUUGCGAAUCGCGUAGUGCGGCGGUCAACUGCGGCUGCGGCAUGACCGACGUCAACUUCGACGCCGACGCGGACACCGUCGUUGUCACCGAAGACGAAUUAAUAAUUGCUACCAAAAUUAAAGGUCGAUCCGCGUCCGUUUGCUUCAGUUCCAGCGCAAGGAGUGAUCGUAUCGCCGAAUGUGCAUUUCCGACGACCAGUAUCACGCCACCGCCAACGCCGCCAGCCGUCGGUGGCAGCAGCGUCAAGUAUUUUCGUCGACCAGCUUCCAGAUCUCAGAGUGCUCGUCUCACCGGAGGCAGCAAAUCGCUUCGAAGACGUCCUCCUCAGUCGCAGACCGCCACCGCCGAAGAUGGUCAUCGUCGUCACCCGCACACGCAUACGCAUAUGCGGGCAGGAGUUAGCGAUCCUAAAAUAUACGGUCAUACAGAUUCAGAAACAUGUUCGCCAUCAUCGCCAGGUACUUUAUGGCGUGAAAGUUGCAUUCGACGAGUAAACUCUCACAAACAACGCAAAUCUGCCACAUUUUUGGAUAUACCGAAAACUCAGUCAUCCACAAGUGCCAGUCAAAUAGCUGAUGACAAUUCUUAUCGCCUCAGAUCAUUCAGCUUUACUACGAAAGGUCUAGUCAAUCGUGGCGACUCUUUCAGAAAAAGACAUGGCCGUAGUAACAGUAUUUUUCCCAACAACGAGCCGAGUUUGACAGCUAAGCACAAACACAAACAGCAGACCUCGAAUGAUCCAUCGUCAGUGUCCCCAGAAGCAGUAGCCGCCGAUUCCAGCAGUGUCCUUACUUACAACGUAUCGGUGAUGGGCGCCGCAGGAGUUGGAAAAACUUCGCUCGUUAGCCAAUUCAUGACGUCGGAGGGCAUUAAUCCGUACGACCGAGAUAGAGACGAGCCAUCUCUUCAAACCAUUUCUAUCAUGCUGAAUGGAGAAGAAUCGGAAUUGUGUUUUCACGAAUGGAGACAUUCCAAGAUUGUUGAGAAAAAAUACGCGGUGGCGGAUGCUUUUCUGAUUUUGUACUCGGUUGUGGAUAAGUCGACGUUUCAGUAUGCCGAGAGUGAAUUGAGCAAAUUGCACGAUCUGAAUGUUUUGCUCAACAAGCCAGCCAUUCUGGUCGGCAAUAAAAUUGAUUUAGCCAGAAGCAGAACAGUCUCCUCUCAGGAUGGAAAGUGUUUAGCUUGCACAUUCCGAGUCAAGUACGUGGAAAUAUCGGUCGGCAUCAAUCACAACGUUGACGAGCUACUCGUCGGAAUACUGAAUCAAAUUCGUUUGAAAAAACAACACUGCGAGCAGCAGCAAAACGUCUCCAGCAAUCAUCGUUGGUACAAGAAUCGAGCCGUUGUUCGCGCUAGCAUGAAAGCUCGCCAGAUGUUCACUUGGAUAUUCGGUCGGGAAGAUUCCAAAUUUAAAAAUUGCGAAAAUUUACACAUACUGUGAUUUGCCAUUGCCAACGAUCCGCCCCUGCCGCUAAUUUCACUCUUUACUCCGUCCUUAUUACAAAACCCUUAUAAGUACCUAUCAGCAUCCGCGUCUGCGUUGAAUGUAAUUUUUGUAGCCGUUAUCUACAAAUGUCAGAACAUAUUAAUGAUAAUGAAUCAUUAAUGCCGCCACCAAUCCACUAUUCGACGCUCGACAUUAUUUAUAUUCGGUAAAUACAGCGCGCGAGCUGUUAAUUUUUGUGCUAAAAAGUAUUUUUACAGGCUAUAUACUUAUGUACGUACGUACCUACUCGUAGUCGUAGUCAUUUAUUUAAGUUGUUUUUUCUUAAAUUAAAAUUUUUUACCUAAUUUUCUAUCUGCUGCCUACCAUCCUUUUCUACUACUCGAGUACCUACCUGUGCUCAAGUUUGUAUAAUUAAUUAAUUAUUCGCAUACCUAUAAGAAUUUUCAACUUUUUAAAAACAAACCAAGUAAAGUAAGUACUCGCACACGUAAUGUACCUAUGUAUGUACCACAAAUAUAUCAUUUUUUCUUGUU
Messenger RNA from Planococcus citri (citrus mealybug), 2792 nucleotides. RefSeq names its product GTP-binding protein GEM (gene Rgk3). Gene Ontology annotation, molecular function: calcium channel regulator activity; GTP binding; GTPase activity. Gene Ontology annotation, cellular component: plasma membrane. The transcript has 6 exons. Lineage: Eukaryota; Metazoa; Arthropoda; Insecta; Hemiptera; Pseudococcidae. The coding region runs from base 853 to 2253 and encodes 466 amino acids. The record is from RefSeq and is a predicted model, not a curated record.